Lycium barbarum (goji berry) is the source of this 1482-nucleotide messenger RNA. RefSeq names its product GATA transcription factor 12-like. Gene Ontology annotation, cellular component: nucleus. The coding region runs from base 178 to 1218 and encodes 346 amino acids. Gene Ontology annotation, molecular function: zinc ion binding; sequence-specific DNA binding. The transcript is spliced from 2 exons. The record is from RefSeq and is a predicted model, not a curated record. Gene Ontology annotation, biological process: positive regulation of DNA-templated transcription. Lineage: Eukaryota; Viridiplantae; Streptophyta; Magnoliopsida; Solanales; Solanaceae.
CUUUCAGCUUUUGAGCACUUGUCUGUCCUCUUCACACUCAAUUCCUUCAUUCACUCUUCCUUUUUCUCAGCUUUUUUUUCUCUUAUAAAGAAUUAGUCUCAAAGGAAACGUUACUUUGCUUCUCUUAAGCGUUUUCGCACUCUCCAUUCUCACACAUAACUCUUUAUUUUCCAUACAAUGGAAGCACCGGAUUUCUUCGUCAGCGGCUUUUUCUCACAUGCCAUAGACGAACAAAAUCCGAAUAACAACAACAAUAAUAAUAAUAAUAACUGUAGUAACAAUUUUACUGUCGAUGACCUUUUGGAUUUCCCUAAGGAAGAUGAAGUCAUGACCGACGCAUUUUUUGAAAGUAUUACGGGCAAUUCUGCUGAUUCUCCUACCGUUACCGUUGUUGAUAGCUGUAAUUCUUCUGUUUCCGGUGGAGAUGGUCAAUUUAACGGUAACCUGAGCUGCCGGAGCUUCACUGACGCUCCGUUUCCUAGCAGCGAACUCUGUGUUCCGUAUGAUGACUUGGCUGAGCUUGAAUGGCUAUCAAACUUCGUGGAGGAAUCAUUCUCAAGUGACGACGUUCAAAACCUUCAGCUCAUACCCGUAACAAACAUUAAUUCUACCACCAACAACACCGACAGUUCCUCCUCAGCCACCACAAUUUCUACCUCGUCACCUGCCUUCCCAGCCGACACUUCGGUUCCCGGCAAAGCUCGCAGCAAGCGCUCACGCGCAGCUCCCUGUGACUGGUCCUCACGCCUCCAGCUGCUCUUAUCACCUGCCACGUCAUCAUCGGAGAGCAACAAUGCCUCCGCCCCUGUUGUCACGGGUAAGGUCACUAAAGCAUCUAUUAAGAGGCGGGAGAGCGUCGAGACUCCUGGACGGAAAUGCCUGCACUGUGCUUCUGAUAAGACACCGCAGUGGCGCACGGGACCUAUGGGUCCGAAAACCCUGUGCAAUGCAUGCGGAGUUAGGUACAAGUCUGGUAGGUUGGUGCCGGAGUAUCGGCCUGCGUCUAGCCCUACGUUUAUCUCAGCGAAGCACUCGAAUUCUCAUCGGAAAGUUCUGGAACUCCGGAGGCAAAAGGAGCUUCAAAGACACCACCAAGCACAUCAUCAUCACCAUCAGUUGCUAAGUCAACCCUCAAUUUUUGGUGUAUCUAACGGUGGUGAUGAUUUCUUGCUUCAUCAUCACCCAAACUGUGGUCCUAAUUACAGGCACCUCAUCUAGUCUCAGUCAGCUCUAGUGUAGGGGAUAACUGCUUUGCACCUUUCUCGUUUAAAGUUUGAAUUAACAUCCAUUUUCCUAAUUCCUUCUAGUUUUAGAAAUUUAAAUAUCAGGAUAUGAAGAGAAAAAAAAAAAAAAGUUCCUGGCAACCCUAGUGGAACCCAAAAGAAGGGGGAAAAAAAAAAAUAUUAAACGGCAAUUAGAAAUUAGACCUCUGUAACGUUUCUCCUAAUUUUGGUAUUAAUUUAUAGAUUCAUUUUGAAGACU